AACGAAGCCACCGGCCCGAGCAGUGACUCCGCAAACGCGCGAGGAAACGAAGCGACGUAGCGCGACUCGGCUGUCGAGAAACUCACCUUUGUCCGAUAUAUCCCGGGCCUGUUUUCCCUUUCAAAGUGCCAUUCAAAGCACACAAUCCGAUUGAGAUCUCGACAUUGAAAUAGAUCGCGCGCGCGCACGUGCGUUGUGCCAAGGUGAAGCAGAGCGAGGGAAUUUUUAUGUUAAAGUGAUAUUCUACGGUGAAAAGCGGACUAUCGUUAUAAAAAAAAAAAAGCAAAGAACAGAAUACAAGUGUACUUUUCGUAAUCGAGCUUUCUCAUAAAUAAUCUUUUUUCUUUACAACCUUUUUUUGUCAGUCUUGAACCACGAUGAAUAAAUAUACGAUCGACGAAGUAGCUCUGCACAAUAAUUGUGAAGAUCUGUGGGUGAUAAUACACGGAAAUGUCUAUAAUCUCACGUCCUUCCUCAUGGAACAUCCUGGCGGCGAAGAGGUAUUGCUAGGAUUAGCAGGGCAAGAUGGAACAGAGUGUUUCGAUAACAUCGGUCAUUCUGACGAGGCAAAACUACUUCGAGAAAAGUUUAAAAUCGGAGAAGUAACGAAUCAGGAAAGCGGGACUCAAUCCAAGAUAACGAGCACGGUUCAAUCGAAGGCAACUAGUGCAGAUGAGAUAACAGGCGAUGUAAUAGAACCAACAGACGACUACAACGACUACGAUCAUCAAGCACAAACGAAACAAAAGUCUUCAAUUCAAGGAUUCAUUUACGUUGCAAUCGCAAUUUAUGCUGUCAUAUUCUACUAUUACUAUCAGACUAUGUAAUUUUGAAACGUUUCAUUGUGUGCAUAUAUAUAUGUACACAGAUAUUUAAUUUUAACAAAAUUCUGUGCAAAAUGAAAUGUUUACGAAAUUUGUUCUAUCGAAAAUAAGUUUGUUAGACUUUUUGAAGUGUGUCUCUUGUUUUUGUUUAUUGUUGUUUUUCAAGUAAUUUAUUAUCUUUAUUAUCUUUAUAGAGCGAUAUAAAACUGUAUCUUUUAAAUUCUGCGUUGAAAGAGAUAUACGUUUAUAUUGUAAAGUUAAACAAGUAUUUUUAUAACACUCUGAUGAAAGAUAAUUGAAUUAAAAUUAUAUAAUCCGGAUGAAAAUAAUUGUGUGUGUGUAAUUUGUUUAUGAUAAUUUUACAAAUUAAAAUAGAAAGCUUAUUUCUGCGUUUCUAUUAUUUAAUUUACAUUAUAAUGUAACUUGUAACGAAGCGGCAGCACAGAAAAUAUAUUCAAAUGAUUCAACAAAAAUCCGAUACAUUUUACGUAACUCUUUCCGUUUUAAUCUGUAAUUUUAACACGCGCUUAUAUAAGCAAUAUUUAAAAUAUAUAUUUGAAAUGUAUAUCCUGGAAAAAAAUAUUGUAUCUAAAUUCAUCGUGUAUUGUCAUCAGUAACAAGUAUUUAUUAUACAUAUAUUGCAGGAAAACAGCCAUCUUGUCGGUGAAGGAAAUACUGAAUGUGUGUAUA
Cataglyphis hispanica is the source of this 1514-nucleotide messenger RNA. Its product is annotated as cytochrome b5-like. Gene Ontology annotation, molecular function: heme binding. Gene Ontology annotation, cellular component: membrane; intracellular membrane-bounded organelle. The record is from RefSeq and is a predicted model, not a curated record. The coding region runs from base 378 to 827 and encodes 149 amino acids. NCBI's taxonomy places the organism in Eukaryota, Metazoa, Arthropoda, Insecta, Hymenoptera, Formicidae. The transcript has 2 exons.